CAAUUGUUCGUGUCCCUGGCAGUAACCACAAAACACAUCGACGUGUUUUCAAACCAGAUUAUGGAUAAGUUGGAUAGGUAUGUGCAUUUCGUAAGUCUGAUGCUUUUCGAUCCACGCGAGGUCAACGUUACAAGCAUUAGAGGACCAUUGUUCCAAGAUUUUCAGAAUAAUGUGGGCUAUGCAGAAUCCUUCUUGGCGAAGGCCGGUUUCACAAAAUCACACAUUUGUGUUGGCUUGCCAGCGUACGGACGAACGUUCACUCUAGGUGAAACCACAAACAGCUCUGCAGCAAGCGCACCAUUACAACCAGGGAUUCAAGGGAAUUACACACUCCAGCCAGGAUUCCUAUCGUUUUAUGAGGUGUGCAGAUUUGCGGAUACAGCCACUUCGACACGGUGUCGAGAUCCAUACACCAAGGAGCCUUACAUAACAUCCGGGAACCAACUGAUCGCCUAUGAGGAUACUGAAAGUUUAACAUACAAGAUAAACUGGAUUCGCGACAACAAUUUUGGCGGUGCUUCAAUUUGGGGCCUCGAUCUGGAUGAUUUCCAAGCAAUGUGUCGGAGCUCUCAUCAAAACUUUCCCCUGAUCAGGCUGCUUGAACAAGGCCUUAGGGAGCAUAUUGUUCCUCCAGAAUCUGGCGAUGGGCCAUGUCGACCUAAUAAUUCAUCACAGAAAAGUACCAAAACGGGCACCGUUGAAGGAAAUGUUGUUACUAACGUAACGGAAAAAACACAAUCGCUGACCAAUAAACCUGAUUUUCCUGCAAAAGUCUAUAAAAACGACGCAGCCAUCAAUAACAAUGAAAUUAUCAAGAGCGAUCAAGCUUCUCUAAUAGCUUCAACCACUGUUGUGCAAAAAAUUAACACAAGACUUUCAAUCCUAGAUCUGAGGACAGCUACUGGAACGACCAAUUCUCCGAUUAGUUCCGUCAACAUUAACGGAAAAGGAAAAGCUUCAAAUGCUAAAGAAUUCAAUGGGGGCACAUCACCUACUGACAAUAACGUCUCGUUACCACCCUCAAAGGCCGUUGGCAACCCAUUUGUAGGAACUACUACCAACAGAGGAACAUGGGGAUUACAAAGUGAUCCAGUGAAAGCCGACAAUAAAACAUCUAACAAAGACACAACAUCGACCGUUGCCUCCAGUAACCAAUCAUCAAAUCUGUCUUUUCCACUUAUUGCUAACCAAGUCGCUUCAGACCAAUUGAUGCCCGAUUCCGAUAUUAUAAAUAAUGAACAACCCGUUGAUGCCACAUCUGACCAAAACCAGGUACCGUCAGUCGAUGAUACAGAAGUAGUUGACGAAGACGUUCAAGGUAACCCUGGCGACGAUUUGAAUGAAGAUGGGGUGGAUAUCAUUGAAUAGGAAGAUGCAGUUCAGGAUCAGUUGAAACCUAGACCUCUGCUAGUGCUGCUGUCUAAUAUUAUUUGAUAAACUCGCAACGAACUCGAGUAAAAAAUAUCAACUUAUUAUUACAAUUUAUAGAUUCUGCCAUUUUUAUCAACAUGUGUAUACUUCAC
Molecule: messenger RNA, 1523 nt
Organism: Dreissena polymorpha
Lineage: Eukaryota; Metazoa; Mollusca; Bivalvia; Myida; Dreissenidae
Product: oviduct-specific glycoprotein-like
Exons: 6
Coding region: 61-1368 (435 amino acids)
Biological process (GO): chitin catabolic process; carbohydrate metabolic process
Cellular component (GO): extracellular region
Molecular function (GO): chitin binding; chitinase activity
Source: RefSeq, a predicted model, not a curated record